UAAAAUUUUAAGAAUGAAAGGUGUCAAUGUGGAGAACUGUCAGAAGUGUCGAAUGACGUUAUUUGAUUACAAAUAGGAAUAAAGUAUACUCACAUAUAUUUAUAUAUGUAUAUAUAUAUAUAUACAUAUAAAUGUACAUAUUUAUGUGAUAAGAGGAUCAUAUUAUUAUUUGAUGGUAUAUCAAAAGACGAAAUAAUGAAGAUGAUACAAUCGUUAUACAUAGUAUUACAUAUAUGAGUGUAUUAAAGUUAUAUGGAUAACCUGCCUAUCUAUUACAAUCAUUAUCUCAUCGAUUUCUGAUUAAUUACAUAUCAUGUUUAAGAAAUGUUUUCUGCGUUUUUAAUGGUAUUAUGUGUAUUUUACUAUGAAAGCAAAUAAUGGAGGUUUCCGAGACGCGAAACCUCGUUAGAGAUUUAGAUUUGACCCUUCAACCCCGUAUCGCACCACGAUAUAAAACUUGGCUACCCUUUGCUACACAGCAGUUGAGACUUAGAAGUUUAAUCCAAAUAAUUGGAUAUAAAUUGAGGACAAAUGUAAAUACCGAGAUUUGUUGGUUUUAUUACACUUUGCAUAGAACAACUAUGUCAUCUCCAAUAUAUACAAGCGAAUUAAUAGAUAAUGCGAAUCCUAGAUGGUCUAGUCUGGAAGUCCCUACUUUACAUGCCACAGGUUACUCAUCUGCCAGUGAAAUAAUUCUAAGGCUAUGGAAAAGAACAGCUGUCGAUAAUAAUACAUCUGACGUUACUGUGUUCACAUGGGGUAUUUCUUUCACUGGCCUGGCAUAUAUUGGUCCUAAAUUACCCAACAACUUGGAAAUAAUUCUAAAAGAAAAUUCUAUAAUUUUUUACUUUAAUGGUGGAUUUUUUACACCUGCAUAUUGUUUUAUAACAACACCAGAGUUGAAAAGAUAUCUCCGUAUAAAUGUUAAUGCAAACGAAGUAAAGGAUAGCUAUACUGUAAAUAAAUUGACUAGUCUGAGAAGCAAGAUGCAAGCACUUAAACAACAGACCAAUUCAGUGAUAGCUUUAAGAAUGCGCAUUGCCUCUGGUGAUAAUUUUCAAACGCCAAAAUAUCCUCAAUCUUCUUUAAACAGAUUAUUUCAACCUCGUACGGUAAAUAGGGAAAAAAAAGCGGAAAUACUUAAAAUACGUAAGGAGUUAGAAAUGGCCAAAUUUAGAACAAAACUAUUAGAACAAGAAAGGGCAAGAAAAAUGGGAGAAUUAAGGGUAUUAAACCAAUUGCAUGCAACUAUUGCAGAAGAAAAUCAAGAUCAUGGUUCUGAUUUGAUGGAAAGAUAUAGAGAACUUAACAAAGAUAUUGAAAGAUUACACGAAUGGCGUCAAAGUCAUGUAGAUACAAGAGAAACUUACAUUCAAAUGAGCAGCCAACUGGCUCAUCGUCGGCGUCAGUUAAUUUCGGAAUUAAGCUUAAUUUAUCCUGUUAAACAGGAUAGCAAUGGAAAAUUCACAAUACAUGACAUCCAUUUACCAGAUAGUGAAGAUUUGGAAUUGUCAAAUGAUACACAAGUAGCUGUGGCAUUGGGUUUUGUGACACACACAACACAAAUGAUCGCAAAUUUUCUCAAUAUACCUACCAGAUAUCCUGUUAUACAUUACGGUUCUCGUAGUAAAGUUAUUGAUCACAUUAUAGAAAACCUUCCUGAUAAUGAUAGGCAAUUUCCAUUAUUUGCCAGAGGUAAAGAUAGAUUACAAUUUCAUUAUGGUGUUUAUUUGUUAAAUAAAAACAUAGCACAAUUACGCUGGUAUUGUGGUCUUCCUACUACUGAUUUAAGAGCAACAUUAUCAAAUUUAGCGACCUUAUUAAAAAUGAAGCCAAACCAAUCACAUUUGGACAAUUCAAAAAGAACAUUUUCUACUUCAUCAUUAGAUACAGAAGUAGGUAACGGUAAACAAAAUGUUCCUCUUACACCACCAAUACAGAAAAUUAUUUUUGAAAAAUGCCAUAGAUCGUCGCGAUCAAUGGGCCAAUUAAAAUCAAUAAAAUCCUCCCUGGGAUCUUCGUUAGAUCAAGGUCUAGAUAAACCUGUACAGCCUCUUGUUUUAGGUAGUCAAUCGAAACGAAUUUGCAAAUCGGAAGAAAGUGCCAUAGAUGACAGAACAUUAAUGUUAGCUAGAAACAGAUCUGGCAAUAGCAGUAAUGAAACAUUAAAUUGUACCACUCUGACUAAUACUAUCAGUGCAAAUGUAAGUGACGAUUUUCUUCAAAAUAAUGAUAAUGUUACGAUCGACAGUAAUAUUGAAAUAACAAUACCUACAUCUGUUUCUAAGUCAGCAAAUGUUACUGAUAGUUUAGAAGGUUCUGUCAGUAUUAGGGAUAGGAGUUCAAAUUCUAUAAGUAGCUGUGAAAUGGCCUUAAGCAAUAGCCAAAAUGAUGGAGAUGAAAGCCCAAAUGAUAAAAAUACGAUCAAAAAAAUGGAAAAUGAACAAAAUAUUUCUUCAAAUCAUGACAAUGCAAAAAACAUUGGAGAUAGUGCAAAGAAUACAUUGAAAAAUGGAGAACAUACGGAUAUGUUACAUUUAGAAAAUAAUAUUUCGGAAAAUUAUUGUACACAUUAUUAUGCCCAAAAUGAUCAUAAUUGUGAUGUUUUGGAACAAUCUCCUUUCAUGAUCAGUUCAUGUAAGGAACGUAUUGCUAAAUCCUGUUUAUCUCUAGAUGAUAUAAUAGGAUGUACUUAUGAUGAAAAUGAAAAGAAAGAAAGAACAAAUUCGAUUUGUAGCUAUACAGAAAAAUGUCACUUAGCCAAUAAAAAAACAUUAGAUAAACAAUUUUCUUCUCAACUAAGGCCAAAUGAAGAAGUAGAGCAACAAAUUGAAAAAUGGUCAGAAGAAAAUGAUGAAGAUAUCUGUGUUAAACAUAAUGCAAUGCAUAAAGAUUCUAUAGUAGCAACACAAAAAUGUGACAAUACUAUUACUGAAUACAACUGUAUGCUUGAAGAAAAAGAUAAGCAAUGUGAUUUUCAAGCAUCAAGCGAUUAUAUAGAUAUUAUUAGACGCAGUUCAGAAGAUGUUUAUGCACGUACUGAAGCCUUAGCUAAUAAGAAAACUAGCUUCAAAGUUAUGAAACCACGGCUGUAAUAUUUAUUAAUUCAAAUAUAAAGUUAUUGUAUAUGCGAGUAAAUCUUGUAAAAAAAUUCGAAAGAGUUAUUUAGUACAUAUAAAAUGUGUUAGGAUCGAAGUAUGCAACUUUGAUCAAGUAUAUCUUUAUUAUUGUUGCAGAAAGAAAAUAGUAAAAGAGAGGAGGGGGGUUGCAUUGUUUUAUAAAUAUUAUUUUCUUAAAACUGUAAUCGCCGUACACAUUCGAAUACAACUUUAUAUCAUAAAAUGAUAAUAUAAUCGUAGUACUUUUUCAUAGAAGUUGCAUAAUUAUAAUACAUUGAGAAUCGUAGAAAAAAAAUCAUGCGAUUCUAUUAAUAAUAACUUGAUAGUUUUUUCUAUCUUUAAUAAUGUUCUAUAGCUUGUUGAAUUACACAAUUCAUUCUGUAUAUAUCUACAUAGUAUUUGUGAUUUAUAUUUUAUUUAUUAUCUCUUCAAUAAUUAAUAUUUUAUGAAGCAGAUGAUAUUAUGUAUAUUUCUAAAAAAAUUUCAAAUUGUUUUUCUGAGCUUCUCAGCUAUGUUGCGUUUCUCCUUAUAAUAUAAAGAAUAAUAUAUAAAAAUGUAGAUUUUUGAUUUUAAGAUUAUUUAAAGAUUGGAUAAACUGUAUAAGAGGACCAACCAAAGUUCUGAAGCAUUUACCGAAUGUGAUCAUAAUUUAUUAGAUAAAUAUUACAUUUAUACUUGGAUUUAUUAAGAUGAUUAAUGAAAUUUUUUAUUUAAUCUUUCUUAAUUAAGAUGAUAUGUUAUAAAUAAAACGUACAUGUUUCUUUUCAAGUUUUAAAUGACAAUUAAAUGUUACGAAUAUGCCUAUAGUUUUUUUCUUUUCUUUUUUUUUUCUUUUUUUAUAUAUAUAUAUAUAUUUAACACAAAUAUUGCAAUAUAAGAAAAAUACAAAAUUAAAGCAAGAUUGUACACAUA
This is a messenger RNA of Vespa velutina, 4031 nucleotides long. It is a transcript of the gene Uvrag, whose product is annotated as UV radiation resistance-associated protein. The coding region runs from base 378 to 3095 and encodes 905 amino acids. Gene Ontology annotation, molecular function: SNARE binding. The transcript has 9 exons. NCBI's taxonomy places the organism in Eukaryota, Metazoa, Arthropoda, Insecta, Hymenoptera, Vespidae. Gene Ontology annotation, cellular component: lytic vacuole; endosome. Gene Ontology annotation, biological process: SNARE complex assembly. The record is from RefSeq and is a predicted model, not a curated record.